UAUUUCUUGACCGCCAUGGCCACGGUCAACACUCCAGCUGCACCAGACUCUCCACGCUCUUCCCAAUCGCCACCACCAACAGGAGUACAGGGUGACCUGGAGCUGGAACUGAUGGGACUCGCACAUGCCCUCUAUAACCUUGGCACUACGGUUAUCCACGACUCGACAAAGGAUCGCGACAAGCCGGGAGGUGGCAAACAAGUCGGACUGCGUGUGAAUGAAGUCAUUGGGCAUCUUUCCACCAUAGAAGAGAUGGCGCAAGGCAUUCGCACUAUGAUUCCGAUUCAAGUACUCAUGGACAUCGACAACGCUCGUAAUCCCAUGCAACUCACACGUGAACGACUCGAGCGCGCAGCCACAGAAAACCAAUUCAUAAACGGAAAAAUAGUCGCCAUUGACACGUAUCGAAACUACCUGAAUAACGCCAUCGCACAAUGCUUUCCCGAACUCGAGCAGGUGUUGGAUAGUGAACCGACACCUACUCAUCCUCCAACAAUGCCUUCCGAGACGCCCCAGCGCUGA
Molecule: messenger RNA, 522 nt
Organism: Mycena indigotica
Lineage: Eukaryota; Fungi; Basidiomycota; Agaricomycetes; Agaricales; Mycenaceae
Product: Mediator of RNA polymerase II transcription subunit 10
Exons: 1
Coding region: 16-522 (168 amino acids)
Biological process (GO): regulation of transcription by RNA polymerase II
Cellular component (GO): mediator complex
Molecular function (GO): transcription coregulator activity
Source: RefSeq, a predicted model, not a curated record